AUGGCUGAUGCAUGGAAGGCCGCCAUGCCCUACGGCAUUGAGGCCUUCGAUACUGUGCUGCGGCCGUUGUGGAAAGGCAUCUGCGAGCAUCGCGGGAAGGGCCUGGCUGCUUUCUUGAAGGCCAUUGGCUACAUCAUCCCCCUGAUGGAUGCCGAGCACGCCAACUACUACACGCGAGAGGUCAUGAUCAUCCUGAUCCGUGAGUUCUCCACGCCAGAUGAAGAGAUGAAGAAGAUCGUGCUGAAGGUGGUGAAGCAGUGCGUGGCCACGGAAGGUGUGGAGCCAAGCUACAUCCGUGAGGAUAUCUUGCCACCCUUCUUCCGAAACUUCUGGGUGGUGGCGGGCCCGGAUGGCCUCUGUGCACGGUCGGUGCAUGGAGACCUUUUAGGUCAUUUUAAGUGCUUUGAAAGGAUGCAACAAACCGGAACCCUUACAAGGGGUUGGGGUUUAGGAUUGUAUAACUUAAAUAAGGUUUAG
This is a messenger RNA of Symbiodinium sp. CCMP2456, 477 nucleotides long. Lineage: Eukaryota; Dinophyceae; Suessiales; Symbiodiniaceae. The record is from the annotation of a GenBank genome assembly.